UUGGGAUGGCAUCGCCACUUGAUCCUGUGCCUUUCCAACUUUUUCCAUCAUGGACCGCAAAAAAUAAGAAGACUGCUAUGAUAUUAUUUAAAUUAUCUUGCAACAUCUGUAACAGAAGAUAAGAAAUAAAAGAAAAAAAAAAUUAACUGAAAAAAUAAUAUCUUUCUUAGCAGAUGUCCAUACGGAAUGCUUUCACUAGAAACUGUGAAAAUAAGACUCUGUUUCUGACAUAUAUAGUUCUGUACCACCCCUUGUGGAUAUGACAAAUCGUCGACAUAAUUGCAGUACGGUUUCGCUUUCAUUGUUAGAUUUCCAUGUGAUAUUAUCACGAUGCGUGACGUUCUACUACCUCUUCGCGUCAUUCUUUUAGUCACUCUUCCCGAAAUUGUGAGUACUUUCGAAGCUGAAAUAAUUUCUGUCUUUUGCAACAUUAAUUGCUCGACUAUUAACGUGUCAACUGAUUUUUCAGUUUCAAGCUUAUUCCGAAUGUAUCAUAUAAUCCAUGUAUCGUACAUACAUAGUAUCACACAUAUUAUAAAGUAUUUUAAAUCAUUUCUUAAUACGUUCUAUCGUAUUUAUAAUGUUUUCUUUUCUUUUUAUCAUCAAUUAUACGAUAUCAGUAUAAUAAUUAUUUUCACGUUUUAUUUUAUAAAUAUUUAAAGUAUAUGAGAUACAUAAGAUAGCAGGAAGAUGUCUAUAAUUUUGCUACCGUUGAAAGGUCUCGAUUUUAGAUAUCGUUUCAAGGUAAACAAUUCUAAAGCGAGAAAGUGGAUAUACUUUGAAGCAAUAUAACGACAGUGAAAAGAAAUGAGCGUAAACAUUUCAUAGGUUCUAUGCAAGUAUAUUUGUCUUUGCAGAAUGGAAUUCGUUCUGGACGUUGCUUAGGAAAAUUUGCGAAAGUUACGCGAAAGGCACGACAUGCGCAGUGUACGUGCGUAAUUGGACAAUUCGUCUCUCUACGUAAGGAGACCUUUUUAUCUUUCUUUCUAUCCAAGUGAAAACAAUAGUAUAGCUAUUGUUACAAAUUUCGAUAUAAGUAUGUAUGUUUACUCUAUUAAAAAAAAGUAAUAAUUAGCGGAGAGAAAUGUAUUUAUACACAUAUAAAAUUUUAUAAGAAACAUAUAAUUUUAAGUGAUAAAUAACAAGAUAUAAUAAUUGCUAAUGUCCAUUUCCCUGGUACAAUUUAGUCUGUCUUUCUUCCUAGGCUCGUUAAUUCUAUUCGAGAAAAGGAAUUUCCUGUUCGUCGAAGGGGUGGGCUGGGCAUUAUACAUAGUCUGCUAGCUAGCUAGAACUCGACUUGUAGGAAACUGUCCAUCAAUGCCAUCGUGUUUGAUAAGAGAACAUACGAUAUACAAAAUUUCUGCAAUGAACGUGACCUUCUUACUUGUGUUUCUUAUUAUACAAUUAACAACAGCCGAUCAUACAUCGUUUGGAUCCGGUAAAGGAAAAACUUCCAAAAUGAAAAAUCCAUUUCUUGGUCAUUCGAAGCCUCGAUUUAUUUCGUUCGACUCCGAAGAAGGAAAUAUCGAUAUUAGUUGGGAUGUAUCGAUACCUUUUAUUUCUAUUCCAUUAUUGUACAAAAAUGAAGAGAACGAACAUUCGCCAACGCUCCUCAAUGUCAAUACAAAAGCAUUAACAAUCGCUGGAUUAGUUACAGGAAUUUCUUCUUUAGUUGCACCACUAUUUUCAAAACCUAUUCCACCGUCAUCGCAAUCGCAUUAUCGAACGGACGAUGGAAUGGAAUGGUUAACAAUGGGUAAUACAAUUAAUGAAAUAAUUUUUUCCAAUAAUUAUGUAGCUCCUUGUAUGCAACGUAUUGUUUGUUCGAUCGUAUCGGCUGCCAGUCGUGCAGAUAAUCCUACGAGUACAGAAAAAAUUAUCGAUGGUUUAUCCAGUCAUAGAUGGUUCAAGGAUGCAACAAAUGGAACACUUAUCGAGGAUGCCGUUUCGGUAGGUAGAGAUGAUAAUCGCGAUUGUACAAAAGUUUAUAAAAGUUGUUUGAUAACGCCAAGAGUUUUGAAAAAUUUCAUGAAUCAAUUUGGAAUAAUGUGAGGGGAGAAAAAAAUUACGAGAAAAAGAGAGAUCGAACACUACCUAUCUCACAUUCCAAUUGUUAUGAUAACAGUUCAAAAACAAACUGAUACAGUUAAGUUUCUCAAUAUUUAUGAAUUGAUAAUUAUUAUUAAAACUAAUUUUAUAUAAAGUGUAUGAUGCGUGUGUAUGUGUGUGUGUGUGUGUGUGUUAUGAAGACAAUUUUCUAUCUUUAUCUUUUAUCUAUUUUUUUAUGAAUGAGAAAAACUUAAAAUCGAAAGAUUGUUAUUGUUAGAAUUCUAGAACGAUUAGAUUGAUUUUUUGUAAUCUAUUUUUUUAUGUAUAAUAAAAUUCGUAUUGCGUAUAAGUAUCCGUUUGAAAAUAAGAAAUAUAAUUGUUUGUUAUGGUUAGUAAUAGAAAAAUUGAAAAACUUUUACGUUGCUUCUAAUACUGUUUACUAACAUCUUUAUUCCAUUUCAAUUUGCCACUCCCACUGUAUUCAUCAUACAAGGCUUAUCGUCAUGACGCGACAGUUCGUAAGUACACGUGAUUGGAUAACGUCGUAUUGUUAAGUUUAGAAAACGUCCAAUCAUCUCGAAGCUUUGUUAUCGUUGCUUCGUAAUUGGAUAGUGUAUAUGGCCGAUGCCAGUUGAUUCAUAAGUUUAUCGAGACCAAUCGCAACUCGUAACAAUCGCCACUCGUAUCAAGAUACUCGACAUUCGGAAGUCAGACUUUUUCUCCAACAUAUAGUAUAUCAUACUGGAUGAAAGAUUUUUAUCCAAAUGUCAAUUUUUAUUCCUCCUUGUCAUUAUAAUUCUAGUUGAUGUUAGAAACAUCGACGAUUUCACAAGUAUAAUUGAUGUGUACUCAAAGGAAUAUAACAUAGUAAUACACGUUAAAAGUGUACGGCCGUUUUAUGGAUUAUCAAGGCAUGUUUGACAUCACAGAAACGAGUGUUCCGUUUUAG
Vespula vulgaris is the source of this 2998-nucleotide messenger RNA. RefSeq lists its product as uncharacterized. The transcript is spliced from 8 exons. The record is from RefSeq and is a predicted model, not a curated record. The coding region runs from base 1318 to 2052 and encodes 244 amino acids. NCBI's taxonomy places the organism in Eukaryota, Metazoa, Arthropoda, Insecta, Hymenoptera, Vespidae.